Sabethes cyaneus is the source of this 992-nucleotide messenger RNA. RefSeq lists its product as uncharacterized. The record is from RefSeq and is a predicted model, not a curated record. Gene Ontology annotation, molecular function: nucleic acid binding. The coding region runs from base 264 to 854 and encodes 196 amino acids. The transcript has 2 exons. Lineage: Eukaryota; Metazoa; Arthropoda; Insecta; Diptera; Culicidae.
UGGUUCAUCACGAACAACAAGCACACCUGUGUGGUAGAGCGCGUGGCAUUUACCAAAGCUAACUAAAUGGAUGAUUUGACAGAAAAAUGUGAUAAUUUGAGUUUUAUUACCAUCGCACUAGGAACAUCGUCAUAAGUGCAGCAACAAGAAAUAACGUCACACUUUUUGUUCUGGUCUGGCCUGGCACAAAAGUGUUCGUGUAUUCCGACAUCUGGUGAACUGUGACGUUGGUUGGUUUGAUAUGCUUCGUAUGCAGAAUAGAUAUGUACCUAGACAUAAUAGCAAAAUUACGCGAGUUAAUGAUUUAUGAAUGGUUGUCGGCUGGUCAUGCAAAACGAUCCGAGUGGAAUGUAAUGCCUUCGUAUUUCUUUGAACAAGGACUAAAGGUAACAGCCGAUGUAUACCUGAAGGUUCUGAAGGAUGUUUUUGUCCCGUGGAUGAAGAAGGUUGCUGCUGGCCGUCAUUUUCAUUUCAUCUUCCAUCAAGAUGGAGUACCUGCUCAUAAUGCCAGCAAAACACAAAAAUGGCUUGCUGAAAAUGUUCCGGAGUUUUGGGAGAAGGAAAUUUGGCCCCCUAGCAAUCCCGAUAUCAAUUCUUUGGAUGAUUUUGUGCGGGGCGUCUUCGAGCGGGAUACCAAUAGGACGCCUCACACCACGCUCAGGUUACUCAAAGCUAAGAUCAUCGAGGUGAUGAUGUGUAUGGAUCGAAACAUGGCGAAACGCACAUGCGGCAGUUUGCGGAAGCGUCUAUCAACACAACAGUCAUUGAAAAGGAAGGUGACUUUUUUGAAUGAAAUAAUUUACAAUUCCCAUAUGUUACGAAAGAAAACAAACCACAGAACAUUCCUCGCAUAAAUGACUAAUUGGUGUUAAUUUUCUAAAACAUGUCAUUUACUGUAAAAAUUCGUCACGCACCCUGUAUGUGUAUGAAUAUUAUUUAUAGAACUUUGAAUAACCGUUUUGUUUAUUUUUAAUUAAUAUUUACGCAACAUG